Messenger RNA from Volvox carteri f. nagariensis, 2409 nucleotides. RefSeq names its product Kif9 type kinesin. Bases 1 to 2409 code for a protein of 802 amino acids. The record is from RefSeq and is a predicted model, not a curated record. Gene Ontology annotation, biological process: microtubule-based movement. Gene Ontology annotation, molecular function: microtubule motor activity; microtubule binding; ATP binding. The transcript is spliced from 13 exons. NCBI's taxonomy places the organism in Eukaryota, Viridiplantae, Chlorophyta, Chlorophyceae, Chlamydomonadales, Volvocaceae.
AUGGUAAAAACAGCUGUGAAGGUGUUCUUGCGGACGCGUCCCACAGCAACAAGCGGCUCUGGCAUAAAGAUUGGUCAAGAUGGGCAGUCCGUCUCCGUCAACGUGCCAAAGGACCAAUCAGCGGGUCUCAUCAAUAACCAACAGGAGAUGUUCUCGUUCAAGUUCGACGGUGUGCUUGAGAAUGUGAGCCAGGAGGAGGCGUACACCACGGUGGCGCAUGAGGUGGUGGACAGCCUGAUGUCCGGAUACAACGGAACCAUUUUCUGCUACGGCCAGACCGGCGCCGGUAAGACGUUCACCAUGUCGGGCGGCAAUGCGGGGUACGCCCACCGCGGCAUCAUUCCACGCGCCCUGCACCACAUAUUCAGGGAGAUCGACCUGAGAGUGGACAAAAUGUUCCGCGUGCACGUAUCGUACCUAGAAAUCUACAAUGAGCAGCUGUACGACUUGCUGAGCGAAUCACCUGGGACGAGCGACUCGAUGGCGGUGCUGGAGGACUCGAACAAUAACGCCUACGUGAGUGCACAGCUGCGGUUUGCAGUUGCAGUUGCAGUUACGGUUGCGGGUUCGUUAAUCCUAGUUUAUGGGUUUCUCACGGAUGCCGGUCUAGUGGAGCCAUGCCGGUCUCACACCGUAUUCACGGUGCACGUGGAGAUGCGCACCAGCGAGGCGGCCAGUGAAAGGGCCAUUCUGUCAAAGCUCAAUUUGGUGGAUCUGGCGGGAAGUGAGCGGACCAAGAAGACCGGAGUCACAGGCCAAACCCUGAAGGAGGCGCAGUUCAUCAACCGUUCGCUGUCCUUCCUGGAGCAAACCGUCAACGCCCUUUCCCGCAAAGACACCUACGUGCCCUUCCGCCAAACCAAACUAACUGCCGUACUGAGGGACGCACUGGGCGGCAACUGCAAGACGGUCAUGGUGGCAAAUGUGUGGGGUGAGCCCAGUCACACGGAGGAGACUCUAAGUACCCUCCGUUUCGCCUCUCGUGUACGAACACUCACAACUGAUUUGGCGGUUAACGAGAGUAACGACCCGGGGUUGUUGCUGCGGCGGUACGAGCGACAAAUACGGGAGCUGAAGCAGGAGCUGGCCAUGAGGGAUACACUCAGCGGCCGCGCCCGCGUCUCGUACGACGACCUAACCGACGACGAGCUCCGAGACCUCCACGCCACGGCGCGGCGGUUCUUGGCGGGUGAGGCGGAUGCUGAGGAGCUGCCGGCAGACAGUAUAAAGCGGGUGCGGGAGGCGUACAAGGCGCUGCGGGCGGCUCAUGCAGCCAUGAAGUCGGAGAUGGCGACGCAGCUGGCGAACUUGCAGAGAGCCACGGAGGAUGGGGCGGCGGUGGUGAGAGACGGCGCGGCGCGCUCGCGUGUUGCACCCGGAGUGGGGGAUCUAGAUCUCCGUACAACGGGCGGUUUUACCGUUGGUCAAGCCCCCCUGGACUCCCGGCCCCCUCCGCCUCGUUCCGAGCUCGGCGACCACUCCCACGCACACUCCCACGCACCCCUCCCGUCCGGCGCUCCGUCCCCGUCCGGCCCCGGUCCCGCGCUCAAGGCCCAAAGCAGCCACCACUUCCCGGCGGACGGCGCCAGCGCGUACGGCGAUGUGCCGACACUCGAUAGUCCUUCGAUCGCGCGCGGAUCCGGCGCUGCCGCUGCGACACGCCUGGCGGGGAUUUUUACCGUACCAGGCGACCGUAAUGCCGUAUUCCGGCGGUACAAGUCGGAUUUCCCGGAGGGUCGGGAGCUGACGGCGGCUUUGAAGGCGGCGUCUGCCGCGUUGCGAGAGACCCGUGGGUCCAUUAAGAGUUUGGGGGAUGCGGUCAACGGCGCGAAGCGGCGGAUUGACGAGCUGACCGCGGCGGUGGCGCAGCGGCGCAGCGGCGGGGUGUCGGCGCCUCCGCCGGGGGGUGACGCGGAGGUUCUGGACGGCGAGACGUACGCCUUGGUGCAGGAGCUCAAGGCCCUCAAGGCUCAGUACCGCGCCGACUUCGACGCCCUGAAGGCGGCUCGUGAGCAGCUGGAGCCGUACAUCCAGGCGGUGGCGGUGGCCAGGGCGGCACUGCUGGAGGCGUUUGACCGCUGGGCAGCGACGCAGAGCGACGCGACGCUGCGGCGGCUGGCGGCGGCCGGUCGCAACGGCAGCGGUGGGGGAGCCCCUGGGGAGGAGGAGGACGAGCUGGACGCGGGGGAGGCCUUUGAACGGAUGCAGCUGGCGCGCAUUACCGAACGAGACCCUGACUCGCUCGCAUACCACUCCGCGCUGCGGCGGACAGCGGCGGGGCCCCCGGGCAGUCACGGCAUGGGACGGCCGCCGCCGGCGGGCGCCUCUGGCGGCAACGCCAAAGCUGCGGCUGCCGCCACACGGCGAAUGGAGGCCACGCAGGCUGUGAACCGGGGCCUGGCGCGGUGA